AUGUCGCAGCCUGCGUCUAGCCGUCGUCGGCCUCCUGCCGACGCUUCUCCUGCGCCCGUCACCACCACCACCACAUCUCUUCCUCCUCUAGAUGCCGAUGCCGACCCCAAUCUGCCUGCACAUUUCUAUUCCCAAUACGCAUCCUCGCCGCCCAGAAGCCCUCGACGACGCCCGCCGCCUCCUCCCACCUCGCGUCGCCCCGACGUCGUCCUGCACGACGUCGCCACGGCCCAGUCGCACGAUUCGCGUCCGCAUCCCACCCAUCACACCCUCUCGCAAGACGCCCACUCCUUCCAUAACCUUCAAGACCUCCACGCGGCAGCACGUCACUCGCCACCAUCUCUGAAGCCUUUGCUUCCCAUACCAUCAGCUCUUGGUCCCGGUCCCAGAUCCCCGCGGCCUACUGCACCCAGUCCACUGUCCACGAGCCAGCAAUACGAUACCCGAACCUCGAGCAAUAUAGGAGCGCCAUUCGACGACACCCCUCCAAGGUCUGCUCCCCAUAACCGGCUUGCUGCAAGGACCACCUUUUAUUCAGAUUCGUCGAACCCCUCUAGCCCGGAGCAAGAAAUUGAAAGCCCGAGGUUUCCCAAUGUGUCAAACGACAACCGCAGCUUCUCCGAGCCACUGACUUCCAAGAAAUCUACCGCGGCCCCGGGACCGUCCAAUCUGGCCAUGAAGGGCCCCGUUGUAGCCGCCCCGACCGGCAGCACGAAGCCGAAGCCCCUGCCUCGGAAUUCGUCCCUGGACACAGCCAUCUCGGCCAUGGCCGCCCACGAGCCGAGCGGAAACUCGCCCUCUAGCUCAUCCUCACAGGCUCCCGACAUUGCUCAUCUCAUCACCACUGCUGGUAGCCCAGAAGCUGUCAUUAAGUACUUGUUAAAGGAGAAGCAGUCCCAGUCACAACAAAACAGCCAGCUAUGGAGACUGGUCGAUAAGCAGCGGGCCAUGAUCCUCGGCCUCAACAAUGAUCUUGAGGCUGCCCUCAAAGAUAAGGAGCGCUAUAGAAAGAAGCUCAAAGAACUCGUCAACAACUCCUCCCUUCUCCGCGCCGCUGCAGGCCGCCCGGCUGCAGGUGGUACUAGGGAAUCUCGCCCUGCUCCUCGGGUCGAUGUGAACAGGCAUCAUGGCAUGAAUCCUGACUCGCCUGUGCUCGAAUCCGAUAGCCAAAAAGAUUCACCGGUUGACCUCACCAUGGCACCCUAUCCUAUUACCCCACCAGCCGACCGCCCGCAACAAGUAAUUGCUACCGGCGUAGCCGAUGUGCUUGAUCCUUCUCGUUCCAUGCCAAAGCCUCAGGAGCACGCCCUCAAUAACUACGACCACGAAGCUGAGGACAGAGCCGAAGAGCACGCUCGUAAGCAGCGCGGCGAAGAACAGCUGCGUGAGAUUCCAUUUAGCGUAUCUCUCCCGCCAUCGCGAACCUUUGCGAGUGAACCGCCCAAGGUACCGCCUCCGCAGCUCCCGCCUGGCUCAGAGUCCCCACCCCGCAAAGCUGAGGCGGCUGCUAAGCCCACGGCCACACCUCGCAAGGGCCCGCCUGCACCUCUCCAGCUGCCCAAGGGCCGUCGGUCAUCACCGCUUCCUGUUGGUGAGGUUUCCGACUCUGAAUCGGACUACGAUGGCAUCUUGGGCGUGGAACAAGCUGGCUCUGCUGAACGUGGUCGAAGUCGCACGAGAGGGGAUGGUGGUGACUUGAUUGCCAACCACCUUGGGAAUCAAAGCACACUAGAAUCUCAGCGCUCAUCACCCGUUGUCGCCGUUGAUGAACCCAGUUCAGUGGAGGCCACCGUAAAAGGAAAUGGACCUGAAGCUGCCACAGCUUCCCUCGCAGCUGUCUUGAACGGCGACCGUCAUGUACUGGUCCCGCCUAUGAUGAGCCCUGGUCUCCCACUGAGUCCUCGACCUACCAAGACUCCUGGUCAAUCUCCGCCGCUGUCACCACGAACCAAAAUGCCGCUGUCACCAAGACCGCCGCGCCAGCCUAUCCCGCUGCCUCCAAACACUCCCCUAGCUGCUUCAUCCAGCGCUUCUUCCGUUGGACAUGCUAGGCCUAUCGUCCCCAGCAUUCGCACAGUCGAUCUCGACGAGCCAUCACCCAGAGACGAGGAGUCAAGCCCAACUGAAAAUAACCAAGUUUUCAAGGGACUAGCCGCGGACGAAUAUCCCGACUUACUGUUACCGCCAAACGCGCUCCCGUCCAUCGAUGUCAAGGUUGCAUCGUCCCGCAUGAAGCCAUCCCGUGCCAGCUUGCUCUCUCUCUCCCAGUUGGAAGAAGAUCCCGUCUUCACGCUCGCCGUCAUCUCUAGAGCCGAUCGCGGUGAGCUGUGGCGAGUGGAAAAGGACACAACCUCUCUGUCCAAGCUGGAUCAACGCAUGAAGCAGUGUCAGCUCUUUACAGCAAAGACGCCCGAGAGGUCGCUGUUUAGUGGACAUUCGCCCGCCAAGCUGGAUGCCCGCCGGCAGGUUUUGGAGACUUACAUGGACGAACUGCUCAACACGCAGCUCGAUGAGGCUACGGCUCUCGAGCUGUGUAGAUAUCUCUCCACCAACACUCUCCCCCCUAAUGCGGACGAAAUUGGCGCUGUUGCCAAGUUGACGCCGGAUCACAGCGCGCAUCACAUUGGGCCUGAUGGACGAGCCGUGCGAACCGGUUACCUCACGAAGAAGGGCAAGAACUUUGGAGGCUGGAAGGUCAGAUUUUUUGUUGUCAAUGGUCCGAAUCUGAAGUACUACGAGACUCCUGGCGGUCCCCAUCUUGGAACGAUCAAACUGCAAGGCGCGCAGAUUGGAAAACAGUCGCAUAGUAGCGACAACCAGUCGCCUGCUCCGAGCAGCACCGGAGAAGAAUUCGAUAAUCAGUAUAGACAUGCCUUUUUGAUUCUCGAACCGAAAAGGAAGGACUCAUCGAGCCAUGUCAAGCAUGUGCUUUGCGCAGAAGAUGACAAGGAGCGGGAUGAUUGGGUCGAUGCCCUGCUCCAGUGGAUUGAUUUCCGGGAGACCGACGACACUGACGGCCGCCCGCCCAAGUCGGACGCUUCUGAACGACAGCAUCAAGAACUGACUGGGGCUGCAAAGAUGAGGAAGUCUCAGCAGGCACGAGCUAUUUCCCAUGCAGCCAGCGAUUCUGGCUCGCUCAUCGGUGUUCGAUAUGAUUCAACCAAUGCAGGGGAUGCGCCGCAGCAUGGGAAUAUUGGUCGCCCCAAGCCUGCUCCUGUUCUUUCUGAGCAGCCUAGUAUGCAAAGCUUCGGAGCUGAUGCACCCCCCACCAUCUCUACCCCCAAGCUCAUCUCUGCUCCCAAGGACUUGCAGUUGAUCUCGGAUGUCUCCACGUGGGGCAACAAGCUUGGACCUCCCCAACCCUCGGUUGAGGAUAAGAAGCAGAGAAAGCGCAGCUUUUUCGGAUUUGGACCGAAGACGAGAUCAUCGUCAGAUGGCCAGGACUCAUUGUUUGGCAGUGAUAGUGGGACUAUGCCACACGGCCUGGCAUUCCACGGUGGACAGGUCUUUGGAUCGUCGCUGGCUGAAGCGGUCCAAUAUCACCCUCCGAAAGAUGUUGAUCUGCCGUUGCCGUCAGUCAUCUAUCGUUGCAUCCAAUAUCUGGAGGCCAGGAAUGGUCUCAACGAAGAGGGAAUCUUCCGCCUCAGUGGGUCAAAUACCGUGAUCAAGCAGCUCCGUGAACGAUUCAACAACGAGUCGGACAUUAACCUCAUUACCGACGAGACUUACUACGAUAUUCAUGCUGUGGCGUCGCUGCUGAAGCUGUACUUGCGUGAGCUGCCUUCGAGUAUCCUCACACGCGAUCUCAACGUCGACUUUUUCAACACGACGGAGAUGUCCAACCGGGAUGAGAAAAUUGCUAUGAUGGCCCACCUCAUUCAGCGACUACCGGAAGCGAACCUGACUCUCCUCAAAUACCUCAUCUCGUUCCUCAUUCGAAUAAUCAACAACUGUGACGUGAAUAAGAUGAACGCACGCAAUAUUGGCAUUGUCUUUUCGCCUACGCUCAAUAUUCCUGCGCCAGUUUUCGCAACGUUUUUGCAUAAUUUUGAGGGGAUCUUUGGCAUCGAUCCUGAAGAGUAUGAGCUUCCGACGGCAGCGGGGCCUAUCAAACGUAGCUAUACGGAAGGUUCAUCGCGUUCCGACGGUCCAUCGCGGCAAGAAGUAGCCCCUCGACCCUCGACAUCUUCGGGAAGCGCCUCCUCACCCCAUAGGCCAGCACGAGUGGAAGCUGUACGCGGGCCGUCGAGAUCGACCCCCACGCCGCCACUUGCACAGAGCCGAGCUUCAGCCCGACAAUCACCAACGCCAUCUACAGCGUCCGGACGUCCGGCCUAUGAGCCGUCUCACCUUGUUCAGCAAAAUACAGGGGUCGUUGCCAACGUGGCGCCAUUGAGACCUGGAUACGAGCCCAACCGUGGCUUGGAGCAAGCAGGUGUUGCUACAGGCCCUCGACCUACCCCUGCCUACGAGAGAGCCGCAUAUCAGCUUCCCAACGGACCUGGUAGCAGUAUGAGUCUGACCUCGGGCGAGCGAGGAAACAAACGACGCGAGAGUUCCAUCUACUUUUUCGUCACAUGGCCACCCUCAUACCCGACCUGGGACGGACCGCGAUACCACUCUGUUCUGCGACUUUGUACUGGAUUUGGAUUUCGCGAAAGGAAAGAAAUGCUAUUUAUGCGCACAAACUGGGAGGCUACAUUGAAUUUCUUCUGGGUCUAG
This is a messenger RNA of Cordyceps militaris CM01, 4722 nucleotides long. RefSeq names its product RhoGAP domain-containing protein. Gene Ontology annotation, biological process: signal transduction; regulation of GTPase activity. The transcript has 4 exons. The record is from RefSeq and is a predicted model, not a curated record. NCBI's taxonomy places the organism in Eukaryota, Fungi, Ascomycota, Sordariomycetes, Hypocreales, Cordycipitaceae. Gene Ontology annotation, cellular component: cytoplasm. The coding region runs from base 1 to 4722 and encodes 1573 amino acids.